Messenger RNA from Suillus clintonianus, 919 nucleotides. RefSeq lists its product as uncharacterized. The record is from RefSeq and is a predicted model, not a curated record. The coding region runs from base 236 to 838 and encodes 200 amino acids. The transcript is spliced from 3 exons. Lineage: Eukaryota; Fungi; Basidiomycota; Agaricomycetes; Boletales; Suillaceae.
GAGAUCUUUGUUGGAACAACCGCCGUGUUGUUUAUGUUUGUUUACGCGUUUUAAAUACACUUUUGUAUUGCUUUGCUUGAGCCUUUGCUUUGACAGUGAUGCUUGAUUCGCAGAGGGGAAGGCUAUUGUGUUUUGUGGAUCCUGUGGCCAGCGCAGUCCACCUGUGGAUGGAUGACAUGGGUAUAAAUGUGCAGGACUCGGUUGGGCUCCUCGCUGUUAUACUAUUCGAAAGUCAAUGCCUAGAUCUACCGCACCCCCGCACGUGAGCCUGCACCUCCCUCCUGGCCUCUCGUCCUUCGAAGAUGUUUGCGCCGAGUCGGAUGCCACCAACAGUGCUACUGACUCAGACGAACUUGAAGAGCACACACUCACUGCUUUCGGUGAUGUCUCCCUCACCGAAGUACAAAUGCUUGGCUCAGCUACAAACGACAUUCGUCGCAUGAAUCGAUUGCGUUUGAAGGUGAAGCGCCCGCCGUUCCCUAAGGAUAAGCGCACGAGCGUCCAAUACAGUCCGAAGAAUCCUGGUGGGAGAUUAUUUGACUCGUCACCAGCUCAGUCUCCUCUAUCACCUUCCUUGUUUUUGGACGCAUUGAGAAACUCCCUGCGAUCGGGCAAGCGACGUGCACAUGUAGACGCUGUCGAUGUAGAAACGCAACUUCGCACAGCUGACUCCCGAGAGUCCACCUCCAGGAGCUCGAGUGAUUCAUACGGUUACAAACCUGGGCAGUCAGUGAUUGUCAAGGACGUUUUUUCCGUUGCCGAGGUUCCUGAACCGGUCAAGGGUUGGAGGAAAUUACCCCCCAGGCUGCCAAUCCCGAAGUGGGAUGUCGAUAAUUGAGUCGCACUGCAUUUUUUUCACCAAUGUAGAAUUACUAUGUGCUGUAUAAUUGUUUCAAUACAUACCCUUGGGAUAACGUUC